This is a messenger RNA of Meyerozyma guilliermondii ATCC 6260, 1257 nucleotides long. RefSeq lists its product as uncharacterized. Lineage: Eukaryota; Fungi; Ascomycota; Pichiomycetes; Serinales; Debaryomycetaceae. Gene Ontology annotation, biological process: eisosome assembly. The coding region runs from base 1 to 1257 and encodes 418 amino acids. The record is from RefSeq and is a predicted model, not a curated record. The transcript has a single exon.
AUGUUCCUGCACGACCACGCGAGCGAAUGCGCCGCCCUUCCACAUGCGGAUAAAUGUAAACUCAAGUGGUCAUUUUUCCUGCACCUACCCCCAGGAGACGGUCCCUCGGAAAUGGGAACACACCCAUACACCUACUUCGGGGGAACCCAAUUUCAUCACGAAACCAGCAACCAAUUUGUAUCAACUUCAAUGUCGGUUUAUCUGAACCAAAAGUUAUCGCCCCAGGCGAUAUAUCAACAGAAGUUAAAGCAGGGUGUUUACCAUUCACCUGGUUUGCCAACUGUAGGUGUCAAUUCUUCUGCGUCCGAUGCAGCUGCAUUACUCGCAGCAAGUACCGACCUUACUGUGAAGCCAUCGUAUGAACGCACGGUGGCUGCAGAGGCGCAUACCGCUGCAGUGGCAGCAAAGAGCCAGAAGCCACAACCGGAAGUCAAGAAAUCCUCGUCAUCGUCCGGAAUUGGUCUUGGUGUCCCCUCAUUUACUGGGUCGGGAAUUUAUGCUGCAGCAUCCCGGAACUCAACUAUGUCGAUGUCGACGAGAACUGAGCCGGAAAAAGACUACAGAAGUGGACUUGCACCCAAGGCGGCAGAUGCAUCGUUGAACAUCCACAAGAUUUCCGAAUUGGCCACGAAAAACUCGUCCAAAUCUCUCAACCUGAGAUUUAACCCGGAACUCGAUUACCGGUCCGGUUUGAAGCAAAAACCCGCAGAGUACUUGAACCAGGAUGAGGAGGAUCUUGCAGCAGAAGGUGCAGCUGCAUCGCUUAAGCACGGCGCGGGUGCUAGUGAUGCAGCAUCUCUCAAGACGAGAAGUACCUCAUUUAAGGCUUCAGAUGUCGUAGGAAGUACCUUGUUGGGAGCUGCCAAUGCUCGUGCCCAAGAGCGCUUGCAAACGUUGUCUCUGCAGCCAGGAGAUUUCAAAGCUCAGGCUCAAGCGUAUGCCAAUGCAUUGGCUAUUGCGCAAAAAAAUAGCAAUGAGAGAUUGAAACGCAACGCUGAAGGUCAUAUAGAUCUCGGUGGAGGUUUGACGAUGACCCAGAAGGAGUUGGAUGCCAUGGCAGCGUUGGUGGUUCAGCCUGUGUUGAGUGAUAUUUCCACUAAAGCUUCAGCUCAGCGGGAUGCGGAUGCUUCUGCGAAGAAAAAGCAGGAAGAACUCGUCAAGAAACACGACAAGGGCCAAGCAAGAGGAAAUCGAGAGGAAGCUCAAGGAGAAGGCCGAGUUGGAGAAGGCAAAGAAGGAGCGGUUGGACGCCAAUGA